Molecule: messenger RNA, 1384 nt
Organism: Camponotus floridanus (Florida carpenter ant)
Lineage: Eukaryota; Metazoa; Arthropoda; Insecta; Hymenoptera; Formicidae
Exons: 5
Coding region: 20-889 (289 amino acids)
Source: RefSeq, a predicted model, not a curated record
UUAAACAUAUCUUUAAAAAAUGAAUGACUCUCUACAGUUAAUUAAGAAACACAACAUUUGUCAAUUGAAGUUACUUGAUGAAACAACUAAUAUAGAAUAUAAAAUAGAAGUUAAUGAAGAUGAUUAUAAUCGUGCUUAUACAGAUAUUACAUUUGCUAAUGCUUUGCUACAAAAAGCAAAACAUACAGUUUUAAUUAACAAACAUAAUUUGAGCACAAUUGAUAAACCCAGUUGUUCGAAAACAAAUGAAGAAAAUAUAAAUACUAGCAUACAACUUGACGAUUCAUUGUCAGAUACUGAUACUGAUCAAAAAGAAACAAACAACAAUGCUUCAGAUAUUGAGAAUGAAACAAACAUGUUAAAUAUAGAACCAACUGAUAAGUGGACACAUAAUGCUACACUUUUGUUGAUCUCAUUAUAUAAAGAAAAGUCGCAUAUGUUGGGUAAAGGACCCCAUAAGAAAAUGUGGAAUCUAAUUUCUCAACGCAUGAAGGAAAAACAAUAUAAUUUUACAGUCACGCAAUGUUAUAAUAAAAUGGACACUUUAAAACGACGAUAUCGUCAAGUUAUCGAUCAUAAUGCUCAAAGUGGAAAUGAUAGAAAAGAAUGGAUAUAUUUAGAGUCAUUAGAUGAAGUUUUUUCCAAUAAAACAUGGGUAAAACCAAUAUCUGUAGCGGGAUCAAAUAUCCGAGAACCUGAAAAGUCAUUAUUCGAUGACAAUGAAUCAUCAAACAAACGACAGAAAAUCUCAUUACACGAAGAAAGAGCAAAUUAUUUGCGAACAUCACUGGAAGAAAAACGUUUAAAACGAGAAGACACUGCUAAUUAUAGAGCAGAAAAAAUAAAAAUUUUAAAAGAUUUAAAAGAAAUUUUUCAAACAAGAAAGUGAUAUAAACAUUAUUUGAUGCAGUCUUAGCAGAAUGACUAACUAGUAAUUUUUAAACAAUGUUUUACGCUCUAAAUCUCUUGUGACACAAUAACUGUUUGAUGUCUCAAGUCUUAGAUCCAAAUUCAUAAUUGUUUUCAAAUCUUAAGAUUUAAAAAUUUCUUAAAGAUCAUAUUCAACCAAUGCAAUUGUCGCAUAUUGAGAUUUUAAAAACGACUAUAAAUUCGGACCUAAAUGUAUAUACGAAGAUUGUCUUUGUGUAUACAAGUGUAUAUAAGUCACAUAUUCAUUUAAGAGUUUUAAGAAAAAAAAAGUACAAAUUAAAACUAUAAGGUCUGGUUCCACAACUCGAGUUAAUCUGAGUUUAAUAUGUUAAAUUGAGUCCUAAUUGGUCCAUUCACUACUUAAACUCGGAUUAACUGGAUUGUGGAACUGGGCCUAAGUAAGUUUACAAAACUGCAUAAGUCUACUCAGAUUGUGAUAUUAUUAAUAAUUCUA